Messenger RNA from Biomphalaria glabrata, 1324 nucleotides. RefSeq names its product testis-specific serine/threonine-protein kinase 2-like. The coding region runs from base 136 to 1023 and encodes 295 amino acids. The transcript has 6 exons. Gene Ontology annotation, cellular component: cytoplasm. Gene Ontology annotation, molecular function: tau-protein kinase activity; ATP binding; protein serine/threonine kinase activity. NCBI's taxonomy places the organism in Eukaryota, Metazoa, Mollusca, Gastropoda, Planorbidae. Gene Ontology annotation, biological process: intracellular signal transduction; microtubule cytoskeleton organization; protein phosphorylation. The record is from RefSeq and is a predicted model, not a curated record.
UCGAAGAGCACUGCGAAAAAAUGGGCAAUUCGAGCAAAUGAUAGCGUCUAGACUCCGUUCAUUCCCGGUGUUGAGACAAGAUUAAUCAAACUAAAUUGGAUGCUUCGAUUCGGCUAACUACACAAACAAAUACCAAUGGCGGAAGUGACUGGCUCUGUGGUCAAAGAGUUUGCCACAUCUGACGAUGAGGUCUACUUAAAAAAACUUGGGUACAGUAUAGGGACCACCAUUGGCGAAGGGUCUUAUGCGAAAGUGAAGAGUGCUUACAGUGAGAAACUGCAGAAGCGCGUAGCGAUGAAAAUUAUUAAUAGACGCAGUGCUCCGAAAGACUUUAAAGAAAAAUUCCUUCCCCGAGAAUUAAAAUGCAUGAAAGCUGUUAAUCACCAGAACGUUAUCAAGUUGUAUGAAAUUAUUGAGUUUGAGCAAAAGGUGUAUAUAGUCAUGGAACACGCGGGUCACGGUGAUCUCCUGGAGUACAUCAAACUCCGCGGUGCUAUCCCUGAGGACAGGUGUCGUGUGAUGUUCAGACAACUCGUGGAUGCAGUCUCCUACUUGCAUGGUAUACAGAUUGCUCACAGAGAUUUGAAGUGUGAAAACUUGCUACUGGAUUAUCAAAAUAAUAUAAAAGUCUCAGAUUUUGGGUUUUCCCGAUAUUUUGAAGAACCUGCCAUUAGCAAGACCUUUUGCGGAAGUGCGGCGUACGCUGCCCCGGAAAUACUUCAAGGAAUCCCAUACUACAUUCCACUGCACGACAUCUGGGCCAUGGGAGUCAUUCUUUAUAUUAUGGUUUGUGCCUCUAUGCCUUAUGACGACUCGAAUGUGAAAAAAAUGAUCCGAGAUCAAUUAGAGAAGAAAGUCACUUUCUCAAAGUCCAAACCUGUUUCAAGAGAAGCCAAGGAUUUAAUUAGUCAUAUUUUAGAGGUGAAUGUCAAAAGACGUUACACAUUGGCGAACAUUUUAGCUCACCCAUGGAUGAACCCUGAUGCCCCGCCCCUUCCUGUAGAGGAGAACUCCACACAGUGACAUUUCAAUAGGACGGUUGUUAAAAUUGUCCUACCUUGGUCACGUGACGAGAUCCCAGACGCCAUCAAGAGUUUUGUACAAUGUGAUAAACAUGUCUUUGAUUUCCUUGUAUACAAAUUCUGGUAGCCAACAGUUUCUCUUGGGAUUGUUACCAUGGGAAGAACUGGACACGUUGACCAGGACAAAGACCACACAUCCAACUGGACAUAGGACUGUCAACAAGUAGCUUCUUCUUUAUAACUACGAAGUAUUCAUAGAAAGAUUUCUUUGCUAAAUAUAAAAUUUUUAUAAACAAAAAUCA